GUGAGUUAACAACACCAAUUCAACUGUUUGUGGUUGAAUUAAUGUUUUUUCUUAAACUGACAUUAUUUCAACAACAUUUAAACGUUUAAUGUCAGUUAAAUUCCAGCUGGGAAGAGAAGACUGAGCAGAUAUUGUCUCAUCAUGGCAGAAAGUUCAGACAUGGAGCAGCUCCUCACGGCGUUCAGAAAGUUUUCUGUUUACGGAGACUCGAAGUCAACCGGAAAGGAGCUGAACGGGAAGACCUGGGCAAAACUCUGCAAAGACUGCAAGAUUAUCGAUGGCAAGAACGUCACCAGUACUGAUGUGGACAUUGUCUUCUCUAAAGUGAAACAGAGGACAGCCCGGGUUAUCACCUAUGAGGAGUUUCAGCGAGCGCUUGAAGAACUAGCUCCAAAGAGGUUUAAAGGUCAAAGUAAAGAGGAGGCACUGCAGUCCAUCCACAAGCUGGUGGAGGGUCGAGAACCCACCAAUGUUGGAGUGACGAAAGUGGCGAAGGCCCCGACGGUGGACCGUCUGACUGACACGUCCCGUUACACCGGAUCCCACAAGGAGCGCUUUGAUGAAAGCGGCCGGGGAAAAGGUCUCGAAGGCCGAGAAGAGAUCGUGGAGACAACGGGCUACGUGAACGCCUACAAGAACUCCGGGACAUAUGACGCCAAAGUGAAGACUGAGAAGGGGUCACCCCCUGCUGGAAGCUCAGAGGAAGUGCAGUUCUCCUGCAGCGGCACUUCGAUUGGACCAAAGCCUGAACUGUGAUCAUGUGUGUGUUUCAGUUUAUGAGCUGCACUCAGAUCACAUUCUCUGUAAACACAUGAAUAAAGAGAAGCGCCCCCCUAUGGCUGGAGCAGUUAUCACAUAA
Molecule: messenger RNA, 859 nt
Organism: Girardinichthys multiradiatus
Lineage: Eukaryota; Metazoa; Chordata; Actinopteri; Cyprinodontiformes; Goodeidae
Product: tubulin polymerization-promoting protein family member 3-like
Exons: 4
Coding region: 142-756 (204 amino acids)
Biological process (GO): microtubule polymerization; microtubule bundle formation; positive regulation of protein polymerization
Cellular component (GO): microtubule
Molecular function (GO): tubulin binding
Source: RefSeq, a predicted model, not a curated record